Molecule: messenger RNA, 687 nt
Organism: Microthlaspi erraticum
Lineage: Eukaryota; Viridiplantae; Streptophyta; Magnoliopsida; Brassicales; Brassicaceae
Source: the annotation of a GenBank genome assembly
AUGAAGCAUUUCUCCCAUGAAUGUGCGUUGACCUCGCCGGAGAUCGUCACAUACGGCGUCUGCAACAUUUGCUACGAAGACCAACCUGUAGAACUCGCAUGUAAACCUUGCCAUUUCGAUCUUUGUAAAGCUUGCUCCAUGCUUCCCCAGAAGGUGUCCCACCAUUUCCACCCGGAUCACCCUCUGGAGCUUUGUCUACGCCAAUUUGAUCGGAAACCAUUAAACGUCAUCUGUGCUGGGUGUGGUAACAUGUUUACUGGUUCCUUGUACGAGUGUAAAGAGUGUGAGAUCUACCUCGAUUUGGGCUGUGCGCUUUUGAAGAACAUUUUCACGAGUUGGGAUGCCAAAGAAAUGCUCCACUACAGCCAUUGUCACUUGCUUAGAAGGAGUAGACCUGGAACAAAAGCUCACAGCCUUUGCCUUCUCUGUGAGCUUCCCGUUUCUCCCUCUGUCAUAUGUUAUGGUUGUGUUUAUUGUUGCUUGUUUGUUCACGAACGUUGUUUGGAUCUUCCGAGAGAGAUUCAACAUCCCAUGCAUCCGGCACAUCCUCUUAGACGCCUUGAUUACACACACAACUGUGAUAGAAGAACAUGUGAUGCAUGCGGUUUGAGGAUAUAUGGUCCCCCAUUGAGUUGCGUAGAAUGUGGUUUUGACCUUCACUUGAGGUGUGCGGAUUCCUUAUUGUGA